AAUAGGUGUAUAAAAGGAGAUUGUAGUUACACAUUGAAACAAAUUCGACUGAGUUUAAAAAACAGGAAAAUGAUUGUUUUGGCAAUAACUUUGUGUUUGCUUGUAAUCUCUGCACAGGGACAAAUUCCUGUUGAGAAAUGUCCAGAUGUUAAAGGAGUUGCAAAUUUCGAUGGAGCUGCAUAUUUGGGUGACUGGUACGAACAAGCAAGAUACCCAACUGCACUGGAAGAUCAGGGAAGAUGUGUUGUUACCAAUAUUGCAGUAGACUCCGAUGGAAAUGUAAAAAGUCGUACCCAAUAUAUUAAUUCAGAAACAAACGAAACACAUGUUCUUGAAGGAGAAGGUACAUCAAAUUCAACCACAGGGGAAGCCAAAUUCUUAGUACAUUUUCUGAAUCCAGAUGUAACUGUACCUUUCUGGAUUCUUGGUACAGACUAUAAAAGAUAUUCUGUAGGUUUCUCCUGCUUCGAACGAGACGGUGUUACUCUAGAGAGUCUUUUCCUGACAACAAGACAUCAAUAUGCAUCACCAGACGAUGUAGAUGCUAUUAUCCAAGUUCUAGAAGACAACAAUAUUUCUCGAAAACCAAUAAUCGUGACUGAUCAAGAAGGCUGUGAAUAUGAUUAAAAUAAAAUAUAUUAGAUAUAUGAUUUUUCUAUGUACAAGUUAUAAUAAAUUUCUAUGUAAAUGAAUG
Messenger RNA from Diabrotica balteata, 694 nucleotides. Lineage: Eukaryota; Metazoa; Arthropoda; Insecta; Coleoptera; Chrysomelidae. The record is from the annotation of a GenBank genome assembly.